AUUUCAGUUACUGUUAAAAUGGGUAAUAGAUCGAGUCUUCUCCUGCGCGAAGAUGAAAUAGCACAGAUACAAAAUGCUACUGGUUUUACACCGAACCAAAUUGAGCGAUUAUAUAGCCGCUUUACAAGUCUAGAUCGCGGAGAUUGUGGAACACUAAGUCGUGAAGAUUUUCUUAGAAUUCCAGAAUUAGCAAUAAAUCCACUUGGUGAAAGGAUAGUGAACGCUUUCUUUGAGGAAAGCGGAAAUGACAGAGUAAAUUUCUUACAAUUCAUGCAAGUCUUGGCUCAUUUUAGACCUAUUAAGAAGAAUAGUCCUAAUCGAUUGAACUCCAGACAGCAGAAGUUGAGAUUUGCAUUUAAAAUGUACGACUUGGAUAAUGAUGAUUUGAUAUCAAAAGAUGAAUUGCUUGCUAUCUUGCACAUGAUGGUUGGUGCUAAUAUUAGUGAAGAACAAUUAACUAGUAUUGCAGAACGAACCAUAUUGGAAGCAGAUGAAAAUGGUGACAGUAUGAUAUCAUUCGAAGAAUUUUGCAAAGCAUUAGAACGUACGGAUGUUGAGCAAAAAAUGUCCAUAAGAUUUCUCAGUUAAAAAUUGAUUGUAGCUAUGUAAAAUAUUACAUAGAAUUUAUAAAUAGGGGUUGAUAUAUUGUAAAUUUAUUGCUAUUAUGAGAUUGUGCAAAAUAUAUCUAUCUAUGUAAAUAGCAAACAAAAUUGUUUACAAUUUUGAGAUAAAAAAUAGUAAUUGGCGGUAUAAUGUACGAUAUUUAAUACGUUUACUGUCUGUGUAUUCUUAUGUGGUUUAGGAUAGAUAUAAUUCAGUAUAUAUUUAAAAGCAUUCUCAAAUAGUGAAUGUGUUAAGUCCUUCCAAAUUUUUGUGAGACUUGGGAAUUGAGCAAACAUAACUGAAUGUACAUGAAUAUGCAUAUUGAAUAUAUGUAUAUAAACGAUAGUAAAUUAAAAUAUACUUAAUUUCUUAAACGAGAUAAAGUUGUCUAAUUAUCGUUUGAUUAAUUUUGUAUGUUAAAACAUAAAAAAAUUCAUUGCACGAGUUUCUAUCGUAAUAGAAAAAAGCAGAAAUAAUGUUAUGUAUUUGAAACACAAAACCGAAAACAUUGUUUAUUUUGUUUUACAAAUUUUAAUCCUCAAAUUUUUUC
This is a messenger RNA of Linepithema humile (Argentine ant), 1153 nucleotides long. RefSeq names its product calcineurin like EF-hand protein 1 elm (gene elm). Gene Ontology annotation, cellular component: plasma membrane. Gene Ontology annotation, biological process: positive regulation of sodium:proton antiporter activity. NCBI's taxonomy places the organism in Eukaryota, Metazoa, Arthropoda, Insecta, Hymenoptera, Formicidae. Gene Ontology annotation, molecular function: calcium ion binding. The record is from RefSeq and is a predicted model, not a curated record.